Messenger RNA from Dentiscutata heterogama, 274 nucleotides. The record is from the annotation of a GenBank genome assembly. Lineage: Eukaryota; Fungi; Glomeromycota; Glomeromycetes; Diversisporales; Gigasporaceae.
GGGAGUCUGUCGCUCUUGCUGUAGUAAUCGUAGAAUCACUCUAUAUAAAAGGAUUAAUAUUCGAAGUGGAUCUUGUUGAAAUGCUAAAGAGCAUUGGUGCUAAAGUUAUUCAUAAAGGCUUUACUCCUAGCGCAAUAGAUGCGGUACUAGAGAUAGCAGAACCACCAGAACUAUCAGAACUAUUGGAUCCAUUGGAACAACUACCUACAUAUCCUAUCAUUGUGACAGAUGUAGACCAAUUGCCCAAAUAUUUGAUCAAUACAGUUCUUGAUAG